AUGUACACAGAAUGGAUUAGACCACGAGUGGCGUCAGCUGAGAUUCUCGGUCUCAGACGGGCUUCGAGUGUCAACGGCCGCGUUAUCGACGCUGCUGCUCCCGCCAGUCCGACGAAAAUGAGAAGCGUGGUCAGUUCGUCGCCACAGGAAUCACUGUCCGAGCUGGACGGUGGCCCGCCACGUCCUUUGUCUGGAAAUUCUGCGUGGUCGCUCCUGCAGCGCGGUAUCGACCUCAGUCCGAACGGGCCUGCUCUCGUCGUGGCGCACCAACAGGGUGACCACCUGCAAGGACUCGUUGGGCGCUCUGCUCCGUCAGCAGACUGUCUUACAUGGAGCUAUAUGCAGCUCAUGCGGGGCACAGCGCGACUUGGGUCUGUCUUUGAAAGGCAUCAGGUCCAGCCGAGAUCAACCGUGCUGCACCUGAUUCCCAGCUGCUCGGAGUGGGCGCUCCUGGUAUGGGUCGCGGCCCUCAAGUGCUACACCACCGCGGGCCUGCCGCAAGCGCUUCUUGAGCCAGCCUCUGAAGCCGAGCUGCGACGAUACCUGAAAAUCCUCGCUCCUUCAUGCAUUGUUGUGGAGAGCGAAUGUGAAGUGGCAAGAAUGGACGAGUUGAGGGAUCAGUCGCAGCAACCAUUUCUGGGCUUGUGCAUGGGUCAAUUGACGACACCCCGUCGGGGCUGGCUGAGCUUUGGCGGCAUCGCAGAGGAGUCGUGGGCUGGCGAUGAGAACGUCAUGGAGGCAAAUCCGGUAUCGGAUAGUCUUGACAGAAUCGUCUUGACUGCGUUUACUAGCGGAACCUCGGGCGAGCCCAAGUGUGUCCAGAAGAGCGUCCGCGCUCUAUUGGCUGCGACGAGGACGCAAAGCCGCACCGCGAAUCACGAAAAGCCAAUCAAUAUUCCCGCAACGGCAGUCAUUAGCUCAAACACGCUGACCUUGGCACAUGGCCUGAUAUACUUGUGUUGGCAUAAUGCUGGGCUGUUGGUGAUACCGUCCGGAGAGUUUUCGGCAGAGGCAACUCUUCACGCAAUCGAGAAACAUAAGAUCUCUCUCGUCGGAUACAUGCCAUGGGCCAUUCGUGCCAUUGUCAGGCACCCAGAGUUCUCCCAAGAGAAGAUUAAGUUUCUUCGACAUGUCUUCAUCACCGGCACGCUCGCGACGGCAGCCGAGCUCGCAGAACUGCAGCAGGCCAUUCCUGGGGGCUUCGUCUAUCCGAUGUGGGGCAUGAGCGAAGCAACGGGUGUGCUAGGAUGGUCUGUGUAUCCGAAAAAGGCCCCGACGCAUCUGGGUGUUCCGUCGUGUGGAACUGCUAUGCCGGGCGCAAGGAUACGGGUCGUCGAUGAGGACGGUCGCGUGGUGCGGCGCGGUGUGGCGGGUGAGUUACACGUCGGCGGCGACGUUGUCUUUGACAAAUACGUGGGCAUCAUCCCUGAGCGGGAUACGUUCUAUGAAAACGAGAGUGGCAGGUGGUUUAGAACCGGCGACGCGGCAGUGCUCGAUGACGCGGGCCACGUUUACAUCCUGGGCCGCGUCCAAGAUGCCAUCAAGUGCGCGGGAUUGUGGCUGCAUCCUGCCACAAUGGAGAACACCCUGAUCGAACAUUUCAAGGAAGAGGUCCGGGUUACAGGUGUGCCCAGUGCCGAUGGCGGAGAGCAGCCAUACGCAGUUUUUGAGACGACCGAUGUAGCCAAAGACGUGGCUGCAUCAGACGUCAAUAGUCUUGUAAGGGCCAUUGGUCCAGACUACCGAAUUGAUGGUGUGGUCUGUCUCGAGCAGCUCGGCAUGAGUAAAUUCCCGAAAACGCUAUCUCGUGUUGCACUAAGAGUCUGCCGUAGGAACGGUCGGAAAGCGCGCGACCCUGACAAUGGCAAUGGGUGCUGUAUCCGUCGUCUGUACAGGACUGUGCUGCUACAAGCUGGCGAUCCGGCUGCGAACAUGCUCUAUCGUGCGAGCCGGGAUGAGACACGCCAAGCGCCAAAGAACGACGACACGUCCAUCUUCUAUGCGUUACCCCUGUUACUCGUCUACUAUGGUGGCUGA
Messenger RNA from Cordyceps militaris CM01, 2037 nucleotides. Its product is annotated as AMP dependent CoA ligase, putative. Gene Ontology annotation, molecular function: CoA-ligase activity. The coding region runs from base 1 to 2037 and encodes 678 amino acids. The record is from RefSeq and is a predicted model, not a curated record. The transcript has 6 exons. NCBI's taxonomy places the organism in Eukaryota, Fungi, Ascomycota, Sordariomycetes, Hypocreales, Cordycipitaceae.